UACAACAUCUUAACCUCCAACAAAAUAUCAAGAUGGAUUAUCAGGCAUUACGAAAGCUUCAAAGACAAUGGGCUACAUCACCAAUACCAGCAUGGACCUUCUCGGGCGCCUUACUCGCGACACUGCCUAAAACUCGACAACAUCUCCACGGAUACCCAGGGCCAAUAUCGACGGCGUUUAUUGGUGGUGUGACGGCGCUAUCGGGGUAUUUUACGAUGACAGGAGAGCAUCAUAAUGGAGCAGGAGUUACGACGGCGUGGUCGAUGGGCUACCUCCUUAUCAAUGGGCGGAAAGGGUUGUUCUCGUUUAGACCGUGGCCACUUGGACUGACGAUGCUGGCGCUGGGGAAUAUGGCGGCGUAUGGGUCAUAUUACGCGGGAUUCCACUGAACAUUUGCGAGACGAGAAACGAGUGAAGCGAUGAUUCAAGAUCUCGUCAAUUAGCAUAGAUACCCUGCAUCUCGAAUAAAUUGUUCCCUAAGCGUAUAUGUAAUACUGAUUAUAAAUACCGUCGUUGUAGUCCUGCAAGUUAUAUGUC
Molecule: messenger RNA, 537 nt
Organism: Saitoella complicata NRRL Y-17804
Lineage: Eukaryota; Fungi; Ascomycota; Saitoellomycetes; Saitoellales; Saitoellaceae
Product: altered inheritance of mitochondria protein 19
Exons: 3
Coding region: 33-389 (118 amino acids)
Cellular component (GO): mitochondrion
Source: RefSeq, a predicted model, not a curated record